AUGCUCCUGAUGGUCGACCAUUGCAUAACCCUUUCGUUAGCUGGAGCACCUGUCGAGUACAAAGCCUAUCGCCUCGACAUGUCAACUGUGCCUGCAGCUUGGGUGGAGGUGAAGAAGCUAGAGAAUUACUCGCUUUUUAUUGGGUGCGAUGUGAGGAGCCCUGCGUUUUCUUGCGCCAGCUUAGGACGAUGGAGCGGGAGGAGUAACUGCUUGUACUACGGGUAUUACGAUCCACCCUUGGUGUUGCAUGGGCUUGGAGAUGAUGUGGAUGCUGUGUGGAAUCCAGACAACGAUGAUUACCUUGAGUUCAAGAGGAACUGGUACACCCAACUGCAGGUCUUCUGGGUGUACCCAAGUAUGCUCUAUCGCUGA
This is a messenger RNA of Miscanthus lutarioriparius, 372 nucleotides long. NCBI's taxonomy places the organism in Eukaryota, Viridiplantae, Streptophyta, Magnoliopsida, Poales, Poaceae. The record is from the annotation of a GenBank genome assembly.